Antrostomus carolinensis (chuck-will's-widow) is the source of this 2076-nucleotide messenger RNA. RefSeq names its product coiled-coil domain containing 175 (gene CCDC175). The record is from RefSeq and is a predicted model, not a curated record. Lineage: Eukaryota; Metazoa; Chordata; Aves; Caprimulgiformes; Caprimulgidae. The annotation marks the transcript as partial. The transcript is spliced from 18 exons.
GAAGAAAUUCGAAGGUGUACCCUUGAAUGCCUAGAAGAGGAGACUAUAAAAAACAGCAAUCUUCGCUUCAGAAUACGGAAAUUUCCAAGGGAGAUUAUGGCAGAGAUGAGAGCUCUUGUUACUGCUGCACGUGAAUCCAGUGCUGCCAAGAUAAAGCAGCUGCAGUCUGCAUUGAGAAGCAUUGCUGAUGAAAUUGAAUUACUGGAGGAGAAGCUAAGGCUUUGUGAAAGACAGAAUGCUGCGCUGUGUGAGGAACAAGAACACUUGCGGACACAGCAUAAAGAAAGAGUAGACUUGCUGAAUGAAAGGAUGGCAAGAAAAGUUAACACAAAUAUUCUCUUAAUGGAGAUUCGUGAUAAAACAAGAGAUACAGAAAGAGAAAUAAUCAGGGCAAAGGCAGCAUUAGAAGAAUUGAAAGAAAAAAUAGCUCAGAAAAUGAGUAAACUUGAGAAAGAGCAAGAAGAAUGUGAAGAAAAGAUGAGAGAAAUAAAAAAAGCCCUUGACACUCAGAAGGCAAAAAAUUCCAAGAUAAAGCAUGAACUUGAAAACUCAAAUUUAAAAGUUUUGGACCUACAGCAUUUGAUAAGUCUGAAUUCAACGGAUAUAUCUAAUGAGGAAAUUCUCUUAGCAAAAUUGAAAGAAAAAAGCAAGCAACUGGAAAAAACCCUGGAAUUUAAGAAGACAGAAGUGCUGAAACUCUUAGAAAAGAAAAUUCAGCUUGAUUCUGAGUUACUGCUUUUACAAUCAAAAAUUGCCAAAGAAAAGGAUGAUUUUGAUAAGGAACUUGAAAAGACUAAUGAAGAUCUAAGCAAUGCUAAGCACCUGAAUAAAAAACUUCAACUGGAAAAUAAAGCUGUGCACCAAAAGCAUGAACAAGCACUGGAAGAAGAACAACACUGGGCUGGAGAAAGGGAUGAGAUGGUGGCAAAAUUGCAGAAAUUAUCUGUUUUGGUGGAUGAAAAGCAUGAAGUUCUGGCAAAUCUUAUAAAGAAAACCAAAAACCUAGAGAAAAAUAUUGAAAAUCUUGAAGACAGCCUACUAAAUAUCAAGAAGCUCUAUGCAGAAGAGCUGGCAUCUCUAGAGCAAGAUUUGAAGACAGAAAAUAAGACGAGAAUAAGGCUUCAGUGGAAGCUCCUGUACUUAGCAGUGCAGAGAAAACUCUUUUUCUCAAAGGAGGAGAAAAUAAACAGAAAACUGAAUGAAAAACUAGAGGCUGGCAAAAAAAGGCAUGCUGAACUACUUCUGCAGAAUGAAGACCUUGAGAAAAAGAUUUUUCAGUGUAAGAACCAAGUCAAAGCCCUAAGUAAAGAAGCGAGCAUGAGGGAAAAUUAUUACAGGAAUUAUAAAGAGGAUAUUACUAACAAAAUAAAAUGUCUGGAGAAUGACAUCAAAACUGCAACUGAAAAUCUGCUUAAAAAAGAACAAGAAUUAAACACAAGCAGGCUAACCUUGGAAGAAACCCAGAGAGAAAAAGAAGAGAAGCGUACAAAAUAUGAAGAACUGGAAAAAUCAUUUUUAAAAAAGAAAGAUGAAGAGCUGAGAGCCAGAAGAGCCAUUCAGCAGUCAAUCAAAACUACUGGGAAGCUCAGGGAGGGCACGCUGGAGCUGAAGAACAAAUUGCGGAUCAAGCGCGCUACUGCAACUGACCAACUGAAAAAUCACACAGAGUGUAUGAAGCUGCUGGAACGAGACAUCUAUGAGAUCAACAGGAAACUUGACAUUGUGAACAGCGAGAACUGCAGAUUCAGAUCACGCAAUGCACAGAUAAAAGGAGACAUUUUUGCAAUUAAUUCUGAAGCAGAAAAACUCAAGUCAGCAACAGUCAGAAUCCAGAAUGACCUAGCAAUGCUUCAUGAUCUUCUUGUGAAGGGAUGGUCAGAAGAGAGUUUAAUUCAAAAGGAAUUUCUGGAGAAUGAGCAGGAAAUACUGAAUGCAAUGACAGCUCUAAAAACAAAAAUCGAACAACGAGAGGAAAAGAUUGGUGAUAUUAAUAGCAGGCUACAAAAUAAGCUGGAAGAACUGAAUUCUCUGUGUGUCAAAAAAAGUAGAAUGGAUGAUCAAUGUAAGAUACAGUAA